AUGACCACGCCGGCCGCGCUGUCGGUCCCGCGAUGGACGUACCUUGCGGGCUGCCCGCUCCUGAAGCUGCUGCUAUUCGUUCUCUUGAUGGAGAUCCCGCACUCGACGCUGCGCGUGGACGCUGCCGGCGGCUCGUUCCACUGGAACUUGGACGAGAUCCUCUGGCUGCUUGGCAUUGCGGCGCUGGCGACGGCCGCCUUUUACAGCGUUCAAGGCAGUGACCCAGGCUACAUCAGUGAAGACACGGUCCUGCGAGAACUGGAGCUCGCAGGCGGAGGGCUCUUGGACGACUGCGACAGCGACGAUGCCGACGAGGCCAAGCAGCGGCGCGAGAUCGAGUACCGCAAGCGCAAGAUCGAGCUCAUGGAAAAGGAGCUCGCAGGCGCCGACGUUGCAGCGGCCCCACCGACGCAAGAGGUCCAAGCCGCGACCAAGAUGGAGUUUUGCGCGGCGUGCAGCUUGGAGCCGCCGCUGCGGUCGUAUCACUGUCCCUUCUGCAACCGAUGCGUCGCGACGUUCGACCACCACUGCUUCUUCAUUGGCACGUGCAUUGGCGAGCGCAACCACUGCCGCUUCUGGUGGUUCAUUUUGCUAUCGUGCAUGGAAGUCUCGACCUGUCUCGGCAUCAUUCACUCGAGCUUCCACACGGAAGCCACGCUGCAGCUCUGGCUACGCGCAAACGGCAUGGCCCUCACUGCGGCCAUGUUCUUUUGGUUUUUCGCGCUCUUGACGUACAGUUUGCUCGGCUUUCACACGUUCCUUAUGCUGACCAACUCGACGACGCGCGAGCUCGGGAAAGGACCCGAAAAACUAAAGUACUUGACCGGCACGCGCGAAUGCGACCUUCCGUUUAGUCAUGGACUGUGCGGCAACCUCCGAGCGUUCUGCUGCCUUCGACCUGGCUGCUGGUUGCAAAAGAGUACGUGGACGCCGUAUGCGUGGAAGCCCGUGGGUCGAAACCUACUAAGAUCCGGGUUCCAUUUUGCAACGAUCGCGACGAUGGAGAAUGCGCUCGCGGACGAGAACGAUACGUGGCGGAAGAACUACCUCAAGGAAAUCCAGACGAACCGCGAGCUGACUAAGCAGCUCAAGGAGCUCACGCGCCGCCUCGAGCUCGAGAAGGAGAAGAUCGAUGCGCCAGAGCCCCAGGUCAAUGACGAGCCAAGCACAAUAAGCUGUGCGUCGUGCGUAGUCUUGCAGCGCGAAUUGGAUGUCCUGCGGGCGAGGCAUGCCGCCCUCGCCGAGCGCUACCGGCUCCUCGAGCUCGAGCUCGAGAGGCCGCGCGCGACCGACAUCAAGCAACCACUUGCGCCGCCAUUGCAACUGCCCCAACCGACCGAGCCAGCGCGGGUCAAGCGCCUUUCGGAUCCGGCCGAGAUGGACUCGGCCUGCCAGAGCAUCUUCAACGUCAACAACAACACGCCGCACGUCGUGUGCGCAGCGGCAAACGAACCUGCGUCGGCAAAGCACUUGUUCCAGUACGGUCUCCUCUUUGGGUACGCGGCCGUCGACGACGCUCAUGACACGGCCCCGUUCAAGCGGUGUCGGAGCGUCCCCGAAGGCCGCGCCAAGACGCUGCAGCACCAAGCGUCGCUUUCUGCGAUCAAGUCGCCACCCUCGUCGUCGCUCUGGCCCUUUGGAAAGCUCAAGCCCGCAGCCCAGCCGCACGUCGCCGCCUUACCCAAGGUCAUGGCUGGAUACCCGUCGCCGUUACCUGCCUCGUCGGGUGAUGUGGCGUGCCUCAUGGAGCUCUGCUUUCCGACUGGCGAGACGAGCUAUGCUCACUUGCGCCCGACAGCCGUCGCCGUCUUGCACCGUACCGAAGCCUCGUUUGUGCUGCGAUUGUCGGGCCAAGACGAGGUGCACUACGCCAUGUGUGUCGUGACGGCAAGCGAGACGAACGUGCUUCGGUGUUUCUGCCUCGUGAGCGUCCACCCUUUCUUUAGCCUCUUCUUCAAGGUCCUCCACGGCAUCGUUGCCCUCUGCAACGUCCAGCGCGGCGCGGCAGACGUAUUUGAAGACGUCUUGGCGCGGCUGUACGCAACACCCGUGCCUUCGAUGGGCGGCUGGUCGUGCUUCCGCCUCGAAGCUGCGUACCCGCUUCUGACGUUUCAUCGUCCGCACACCAAGGACGUGGCGAGUCAACACCGCCAGUUUGUCCUCGAAUGGACGUCACCGUGGCUCUUCUCCAAGGUCUCGCUCGACCACUUGCUCGUCGUCCUCGGCCUCUUAAGCUGCGAGAGCAAGGUGCUCGUGCUCGGCGCCGACCCGACGGUCGUCACGUCCUGUGUGCUGGCGCUCGCUGCGCUCCUCGCACCGUUGCAGUGGGCGGGCGCGCUCCUGACGCUGAUUCCUGCACGUCUCGACGAGCUCCUCGAGGCGCCCGUGCCGGUCCUCGCCGGUCAAAUGGUCCCGACCGACUCGGUCGUGGCGCCGAUUCGCAACGUGGCCGUGCUGGACGUCGACAUGAACCAGAUCAUCUUGCACCCGGACGACAUGGCGCAGCUGCACGAAGCCAAGUGGCCCGAGAGCGACCAGCUCCGCUUUGAGCUCCGGCCCGCGGCCGACAAGCUCUUUGGCAAGCACGUGACGCCGCACCGCAUCGAGCGCGACGAGGUCGAGGCGUGCGAGACUCUGUCGUCCUCGAUUUACGCCCACCUCGAGCACCUCUUGUCCGCCGAGCCUACUGUGCCGUCCCUUCUUCUCGACAAGCUGCGCAGUACGCAAAUGUUUAGCGACUUGAUCGGGGUAGUCGCCAAGGACGACGACGAUAUUGGUGGGGACAGCGACCACGGUUCCGACUGCGACGGCGAGUCCAUCUUAUACGAUGCCUAGUACGUUGCACUCUACUAGCCAGGGGCAAGUAAUAGCCUAAGUCUAGCUAAAUGAUGAAUGCACAAGCGCUUGCGAGACCA
This is a messenger RNA of Saprolegnia diclina VS20, 2915 nucleotides long. RefSeq lists its product as hypothetical. NCBI's taxonomy places the organism in Eukaryota, Oomycota, Saprolegniomycetes, Saprolegniales, Saprolegniaceae. The transcript is spliced from 17 exons. Gene Ontology annotation, molecular function: protein-cysteine S-palmitoyltransferase activity. Gene Ontology annotation, biological process: peptidyl-L-cysteine S-palmitoylation; protein targeting to membrane. Bases 1 to 2835 code for a protein of 944 amino acids. Gene Ontology annotation, cellular component: endoplasmic reticulum; Golgi apparatus. The record is from RefSeq and is a predicted model, not a curated record.